GCGCAGGUCCCCCCAGUCCCCGAGGGAGUGCGCCCGACGGAAACGCCCCUAGCCCGCGGGCCUCGCUUUCCUCUCCCGGGUUCCUGGGUCACUUCCCGCUGUCUCCAGCCCGAGCUCGUGGCCCCAAUCCCUGGUACCUCCAUCCUCUGGUCACCCCUUCUCUGGUGCCCCCUCCCCGACUUUUCUUUGUCCCGUCCCCACCCUUGCCCGGGCCUGCCGGACUCCCCUCCUUGACACCCGGCGCCACCUCCUUGAGCUUUUCUCGUCUCCUCCCCAUCCCCGGCUCCCUGGUCCCCUCCCGGAACUUCUCUGGUCCCCUCCGCUCCUCCGCCGCGGGCUUUCCCUUCGUACCCUGCGGCCCCCUCCGCACCCCUCACGGAGCUCCUCGGGUCCUGCCCCCUCCCCGCGCUUGCCCGCGGCGCCCCGCCCCCGUUUUUAAACCUGGCGCGCGGGUAGGUGAGCGCGUUAGCCCGAGUGGAUCUAGGCGCGCUCGUAGGCCGGCGCCGCAGCAAGGGGCGCGGGCUCCGCCAGCACCAUGGAGCCCGAGGCGGCGGCCGGAGCCCGGAAGGCGCGGGGGCGCGGCUGUCACUGCCCCGGGGACGCUCCCUGGAGGCCUCCGCCACCGCGCGGGCCAGAGAGCCCCGCGCCGUGGCGACCUUGGAUCCAGACACCUGGAGAUGCUGAGCUGACCAGAACUGGAAGGCCGCUUGAACCUAGGGCUGACCAACACACUUUUGGAUCAAAGGGAGCCUUUGGGUUUCAGCAUCCUGUAAGAGUCUAUUUACCCAUGUCAAAGCGUCAAGAAUACCUGCGGAGUUCCGGGGAGCAAGUACUGGCCAGUUUCCCAGUGCAAGCCACGAUUGACUUCUACGACGAUGAGUCUACUGAGUCUGCUUCCGAAGCUGAAGAGCCAGAGGAAGGACCCCCACCCCUCCAUCUUCUGCCCCAGGAGGUGGGAGGUCUGCAGGAAAAUGGCCCAGGGGGAAAGGGCAGAGACCAGGGCAUCAACCAAGGGCAGCGAUCCUCAGGAGGGGGUGACCACUGGGGGGAGGGUCCGCUCCCUCAAGGUGUCUCCUCAAGGGGUGGCAAGUGCUCCUCAUCCAAAUGAAUCAGUCUCUGUCUCCUGGGCCCUGCUGCGGGACCUGCCCCUCAUGUUCUCUUGGGGACACCCGAGCCAGGACACCACGCAUCCCUACUGAGUGUGCAGAGGCUAGAGGCUUCUCGGGCAGCCCGUGGCCUGCACACUACUCAUGACAGAAAGUCAGCUUUUACUUUUCUUUCCCCUGGCAAUUUGUUUUUGGUGCACUCAUGCAUGCCUUUGAGAGAGGAUUCUAGGAGAAAGAGAAGGUCUAUGUCAACAGAGUUGUUAUCUGGUAGAGCCUGUUUUCAAAGCUCCUUCUGCAUUGUCACUCACUGAUCAGGUGAUGAAUUCUUCCUAGAUAGUCGCCCACUCCACCUCCUACUUAACCUGAGACUCAUUAUUUAGCUAUUUCUGCUUUUGUAAAAAUAAUUUAGAUAUUAAACUCCAAUUUUAAUCUAUCAUCCAAGGGUAGAUGUAGUUGCUUAGUAGCAUUUUGGAAAAAAAAAAAAAGGUUUGGUUUGGUUUUGUGACGGAGUUUUGCUCUUGUCUCCCAGGCUGGAGUGCAGUGACACAAUCUCGGCUCAUUGCAACCUCCACCUCUUGGGUUCAAGUGAUUCUCCUGUCUCAGCCUCCCAAGUAGCUGGGAUUACAGGCAUGAGCUACCACGCCUGGCUAAUUUUUUGUAUUUUUAGUAGAGACUCGGUUUCACCAUGUUGGUCAGGCUGGCUUUGAACUCCUGACCUCAGGUGAUCCACCCGCCUCGGCCUCCCAAAGUGCUGGGAUUACAGGCGUGAGCCACUGAGCCUGGCCAAAAAAAAAGUAUUUAUUAAAAAAAAAUUUUUUUAACCCACCGAAUAAUUCCCAUAAGAGUAACAAAAAGGACCAGCCUGACCAAUGUGGAGAAACUCUGUCUCUACUAAAAAUACAAAAUUAGCCAGGCGUGAUGGCGCAUGCCUGUAAUCCCAGCUACUCGGGAGGCUGAAGCAGGAGAAUGGCUAGCAUCCGGGAGGCGGAGGUUGCCGUGAGUCGAGAUCGCACCAUUGCAUUCCAGCCUGGGCAACAAGAGCGAAACUCCGUCUCAAAAAAAAAAAAGAAAAAAAGAGUAACAGAAAGAUAGGGAUUUUUAGGAGACAAUUAGAUAAAAAUGUAUGUGAUGACUGUAUAAGGCCUGUGUGUAUGAAUUUAUAGGGAGUAGAACCGUCUCUCUUCUUAGUUGGUGACUGUUUGGGGCUUGGUAUUUUAAUAGAUGAGCAGUAUUUUUUAAUUUUUUAUUUUUUUAAACCUACCCUUAACCCAUGAACACUAUUUUUAAUUAAAGUAUCUGAUGUAAAAUUAUUUUGAGUUUUUAAUAUUUUGAUAAACGUGUAUUCCUGAAACUUUUUGACUUACUUAUCUUACAUGUGGUGUCUUCCUGUAUAUAGUACAUUAUAUCAAUUUCUACUUGAAAUAAAUAUUUUGAAA
Molecule: messenger RNA, 2542 nt
Organism: Gorilla gorilla gorilla (western lowland gorilla)
Lineage: Eukaryota; Metazoa; Chordata; Mammalia; Primates; Hominidae
Gene: RIPPLY3
Product: ripply transcriptional repressor 3
Exons: 4
Coding region: 536-1108 (190 amino acids)
Biological process (GO): negative regulation of transcription by RNA polymerase II; embryonic pattern specification
Cellular component (GO): nucleus
Source: RefSeq, a predicted model, not a curated record